Molecule: messenger RNA, 1110 nt
Organism: Micromonas commoda
Lineage: Eukaryota; Viridiplantae; Chlorophyta; Mamiellophyceae; Mamiellales; Mamiellaceae
Exons: 2
Coding region: 1-1110 (369 amino acids)
Biological process (GO): tRNA nucleoside ribose methylation
Cellular component (GO): cytosol
Molecular function (GO): RNA binding
Source: RefSeq, a predicted model, not a curated record
AUGUUCGCGCUGAGAGUCCUCGCGACCUCCGCCAUCCCGGCCGGUGCCGGCGGCGUCGUACGAAAGUCUCCCGACGCCGCCGCGCCGCGUCGCCCGGCGCCGGGCGGCGCGCGCCGAGGCGACAGCGCGUCUCGUGACAAGUGGAACGAUGCCGUGCUCGAGAACGGCUCGGCCGGCCGCAUCACGAAGCGCGCGUGGGAGCGGCAUCUCGGCCGCCUGCGGGAUCCCCCCGCGGCGCUCGAGGACGUCUGCGUCGUCGUCGUCGGAAGCAAAAAGGCGGGAAACAUCGGCGCCAUCGCGCGCGCCGCCGCGAGCUUCGAGUGCGAGGACCUCAGGCUGGUCGCGCCCAGGGUCGACCCCACGAGCCGAUCGUCGCUGUCCUCCGCCAAGGGCGCGCAGCACGUCGUGCACGGCGCGGGCGAGUAUUUAUCCGUCGCCGAAGCCAUCGCCGACUGCGACGCGGCGGUGGCGUUUCACGUGUGGCACGACGGUCUGGACGUGCGGUCGCUCGAAGACGUCGGGUCGCUGCUCCGCGCGUUCCCGGGCGGGCGUAUGGACGCCUCGAUGGACGAGGACGAGGACGAGGAUGUGGGGCGGGAUAUCGUCCUUCCGAAGGAUGAGGACGAGGACGACGCAGACGCGACCGGCGAGUGCGAGGAGAGCUGCCCGCUGUUCCUCGAGCCCGUCCCGGACGAGGCGCUGGAGAUCAAGGACGAGAUCCCGACUGGCGACGAUGCGGGUGCCGACGAUGAGGGUGCCGAGGGUGCCAAGGGUGCCGAGGUCGAGCACGGGUGGAAGCGACGCGUGUACAACCCAAAGAAUCGUAACCAAAAGAACCGGGGCCGCGGCAAGCUCGCGCUGGUCUUCGGACGCGAGGUGGACGGUCUGACGGACGAGGAGGUCAACCUGUGCGACGCCGCGUGCCGCAUACCCACCGGGCGGCUCAUCGAGUCCCUCAGCGUCAGCCACGCGGCGGUCAUCAUCCUGUCGCAGUAUUACCAGCACAGGGCGUCAGCCGCGGGGCACGCGCCUCGGUUGAGCGAGCUGCCGGUGAUGGCCCCGGCGGGGGUGUGGGCGCCGCCCAGGCGCAGCGACAUGUACCCCGAGUGA